Messenger RNA from Staurois parvus, 376 nucleotides. Lineage: Eukaryota; Metazoa; Chordata; Amphibia; Anura; Ranidae. The record is from the annotation of a GenBank genome assembly.
AUUACCCACCGGUGCCUGGUGAUUGCCGAGGAUCACAGACAGGGAGGAGGGCUGCUUUGUUUACCAACAGUCAUCUUCCCUGUCAGUUCGGCACACUGCCCUGGAUGGCUGAGUAGAGCCAUCAAGAGCAGUGUGCUUUACAGUGAAGCACACGUAAAAACACUCCGAGCACACAGUUAACCCUUUGAUCAUCCCUCAUUGUUAACCCCUUUCUGCCCAGUGCCAUUAGUACAGUGUCAGUGCUUUUUUUAAAUUGAUCACUGUAUUGGUGUCACUGGGGAUGUCAGUGACACCAAGUCAGUUCCCCCUAGUGUCAGAAUGUCCACCGCAGUCCUGCUAUAAGUCGCUGAUCGCCGCCAUUAUUAGUAAUAAUAAA